AUGCCCGCCUAUUGUAUUACAAUAACCAGAGAUUAUUUUGGGCUACUAUGCCUUAUGGUAUGUCUUUGCAUAAGUGAAUCAAAAGCUCAAUGCCCAUGGCAAGCAGAUCAAUCAUCUGCAGAACUUCAGUCAUCCUGUAUAUGUUCUACAAAUAUGGCACAAGAAUUAUCCAUUCAGUGUGAUCUUGUGAAUUAUGAAAUAUUAAUGCAAACACUCGAUAAAUAUUCAAAGCUUACAUUGGACUUACUUUAUAUAAAUAAUAGCUCAGUUAAAACUAUCGAAGAUUCUAGUUUCGCUAAUCUUAAAAUCCACAACUUACAGUUAUCGGGYUGUCAAAUACAAACAAUAUCACCGACAGCGUUUAAAGGACUAGAACUUUAUUUAAGAMACUUAAGUUUACAAGACAAUAAAAUAGACGAAAUACCUAAUUUAGAAGGACUUAUUAACUUAACAUUAUUGGACCUUUCAAGAAAUCGAAUUUCAAGAGUUCCAGAUGAUGUGUUUGCUUCAUUAAAAAAUUUACAAACAAUAAAAUUAGCAGAUAACAACCUCACGUUAUCUAAAAAUGCAUUUAGAGGUCUAGAAAAUAGUCUGAAGAAUUUAAAUCUAAAAGGAACAAAUCAGAAAUCUUUACCAKAGUGUAUAAGAAGUUUAAAAAAUUUAGCAUUUUUAGAUUUAGCUCAAAAUAUUUUAAGUGAAUUACCGGGAACUUCUGGGCAUAUUUUUCAAGGAUUAGGAGCUUUGACAGCUCUCAAUUUAGAAAGAAACGUAAUUCAGUCUUUGGGAGAAUUUACAUUUGAUAGUGUCAAAAAUACCCUAAGUUCACUAAGUUUGCUCAAUAAUUUACUCACCGAAUAUCCAACUUUAGCUAUUAGUAAACUGCCAGAACUUAGAGUUUUAGAUCUUGGUUUUAACCUCAUUAAAGAAAUACCAAAUGACGCGUUCCUAGCAAAUCCAUCUUUAACCUUACUAGCGUUAGAUGGAAAUCCAAUCGAAACUAUUCCUAAAAAAGCAUUUACCCAUCUAAACACUACAUUGCGUGGGUUAAGCUUAGGAGGACGAUACUUGCAGUGCGAUUGCCGGAUUCGAUGGGUUAUAGAAUGGAUAAAAAACAGCGAUUUACAAGUGACCAGCAGAGAAAGAAAUCCACAGUUUUGUGCUAAUCCAUCAUUUCUCAAAAACAAACAUUUCUAUAAAAUCGAUCCUUCAGAAAUGGUAUGCGAUAACGAUCAAAGUUCUUCUGAUGCGUCGGCGAUGUUAGAAACUAUUAUAGAGGAAGAUGAUGAAGAUUCCCAACAUCCGAUUGGAACUGGUGUCGGAUAUGCUAGUCCUACAAUUGUUUCCCCAGAAAUAUUACCUACUUCGAAAAAUAAAUUUAAAAAGAAUCCUCCRAUAGCAGAAGUAGAAGUCGUAAAAAACACUAAUUCAUCUGAAUUACUUGGAAUUAUAGAAACUACAAGAACUAUUCCUUCGACUACUGAGACCACGACCAUUGCAAUUGAAACAACAACAAAGUAUUUUGUACAAAACACUACAAAUACUAAACCAAUGAACACAAGUCGUAAAAACAAUUUAGUUAUAACACGACCACAGUCAGUACAAACAUCCCAGAAACCACCAUUAAUACUAGGUUCUUAUCCUAAAAAGCAAGUUCAAGAAGUCAUCAUAAGGAGUGUACACAGGCAAGAUAAUUCCGUUAUAAUUCAAUGGGAUUCCGAAACAGCAAAUAUCUUAGGAUUCCGAGUGGUAUACAGGCUUUUUGGGGACCGCACUUUCAAGCAGGGCCCACCUCUCGAAACCAGUGAACGAGAGUUUAAAAUUAAAAACGUGCCAUAUCAGGAAUGUAUUAUCGUGUGCGUCAUAUCUCUGGAGGAAAUUACCAUCACGCCUGACACGGUCCCGUACAGCCAGUGCCGGGAAAUAAGGACAGCGGUUACAAUGACCAGUAACAUGGACAGAAUAACGAUUGCAGCAAGUGCAGCCAUAUGUGGCACGGUCUUGAUCGCGGUCGUCGUGUUCAUUGCGGCGAGCAAGAGUCGAGCCAAAAAGCUGCGAACGUUGCACAAUGCGGUAGCGUCCGGCCAUCCAAACAAAUCCGGCAUCCCGGUGGGCACCUUACCGGCKAACUGCUACGCAGGACCAAACGCAGCCCAGAUGUCCUCUUUGGCCGCCCUAAAUGCGUUCAACAGUCACAAGGAUUGGGAUCAGGGUUCGGUGUACAGCAAUCGGAGUUUAAACCCGUCCCGAAUGUACCGAAUGGCCGAUAGCAGACAAGGUUCACGUCAUUGCCCACAGAAUUUUCCAGAGCUAUCUUUUCUAGCCAAUCAGCCACAACUUUAUAACGGAUGCUAA
Diuraphis noxia (Russian wheat aphid) is the source of this 2352-nucleotide messenger RNA. It is a transcript of the gene haf, whose product is annotated as leucine-rich repeat and fibronectin type-III domain-containing protein hattifattener. The record is from RefSeq and is a predicted model, not a curated record. NCBI's taxonomy places the organism in Eukaryota, Metazoa, Arthropoda, Insecta, Hemiptera, Aphididae. Gene Ontology annotation, molecular function: protein binding.